AUGCAGCAACCAGUGCACAAUGUCGGGCUAAUAAGCGUAGACCGAAAGGAUACAUCAGCAAAUGAAGGCGAAGAAUGCAAAUUUGACCGUGUUAUGGCUCUUCAAGAAGAACCCGUGCAGAUCACGUUUCUUAUGCCAGAUUGCUCAACUUUUUCGAAAAAGUUUAAAAAGGGUCAUACCAUCACCGUUCUUAAGGCUUGCCUUCAAGAUGAGUACGAUUUGAAGCAAGAAGAAACACAACUUCUUCUGGAUGGCGUUGUGUUACUGGAUCCGUUGUCUCUAACAGACUUUCCACGCAUCUUGAAAGCGUCUGCCGUUGAUAUUCAAGUGCGGCGUGCUUGCUUUUGUGAUGCCAAAAGCCGAAAGUAG
Messenger RNA from Plasmopara halstedii, 369 nucleotides. RefSeq names its product Ubiquitin domain. Lineage: Eukaryota; Oomycota; Peronosporomycetes; Peronosporales; Peronosporaceae. The transcript has 4 exons. Gene Ontology annotation, molecular function: protein binding. The coding region runs from base 1 to 369 and encodes 122 amino acids. The record is from RefSeq and is a predicted model, not a curated record.